GUGAGGAAAAUUCAAGACGACUUUUGCAAUUGAAGCAGGAGAAAUCGUCUCGUCUGCAAAAAUGUCAUCGCGAUCCGGUUCAACAACUUAUGCUGGAGAGGAGACAAAGAGAGUGGCGAUUGUUGGUGGUGGCUUAGUUGGUGCUUUAAAUGCGUGCUUCUUCGCAAAGCGAGGUUUUCAAGUGGAACUUUAUGAAGCACGCAAAGAUAUUCGAAUUGCUAAAGAUGCAAGGGGAAGAAGCAUCAACCUUGCUUUAUCUUACAGAGGGAGGCAGGCUCUAAAAGCCAUUGGCAUGGAAGACCAGAUAGUGUCUAAGGGCAUUCCCAUGAAUGGGCGAAUGAUUCACUCCUUGUCAGGCAGCAAGUCAUCUAUUUCUUAUGGAACAAAAGACCAGUAUAUCUUGUCAGUGGAUAGAGCAAAUUUAAACCGAACGUUAUUAUUUGCUGCUAAUCAAUACCCAAAUGUCAAGUUAAACUUUGAAACUAAAUUGCAACACUGCAGUGCUGAUAAGGGGAUCCUGACAUUUAUCAGGCCUGAUGGCACAACUUGUGAAGUUUCACAUGACCUUGUUGUUGGAUGUGAUGGUGCCUUUUCCACUACGAGGAAGCAGUUUAUGCGACAAGCCAGGUUUGAUUACAGCCACGUGUAUAUCCCUCAUGGUUACAUGGAGCUUACAAUACCUCCUAAAAAUGGUGAUUUUGCAAUGGAGCCUAAUUUUCUUCACAUAUGGCCUAGAAACACCUUCAUGAUGAUUGCUUUGCCCAAUUUGGACAAGUCAUUUACCUGUACUCUCUUCAUGCCUUUUGAAGAAUUUGAGAAGCUUACCACAGGCGAUGAAGUGCUGCACUUUUUCAAGAAAUGCUUUCCAGAUUCCAUACCUCUAAUAGGAGUUGAGGCUUUGAUGCAGGAUUAUUUCCGUUUGCCAGCCCAGGCUAUGAUUUCAGUCAAGUGUUCCUCCUACCAUAUCGGUUCCAAGUGUGUGUUAAUGGGAGAUGCAGCACAUGCUGUUGUUCCAUUUUAUGGCCAAGGCAUGAAUGCAGGUUUUGAAGAUUGUAUUGUCUUUGAUGAAUUAAUGGACAAGCUUCACAAUGAUAUCUGUAAGUGUCUUCCAGAGUUUUCAAGGUUGCGUGUACCAGAUUGCCAGGCUAUUGCUGAUCUGGCUAUGUACAACUACGUGGAGAUGCGUAAGCAUGUGAACUCAAAAUGGUUUAUUUUCCGCAAACACGUGGAUAAUUUCCUCCAUUACUGUAUGCCAAGGACUAUUGUGCCUUUAUACACCAUGGUGACUUUUACCAGAAUACGAUACCAUGAAGUGAUACAGCGGUCAAAACGACAAAGCAAGAUAAUCAAUACCAUGCUGUUUGUGACAGGUGCAAUUACAACAGUCACAGGAGUGGUCUUCCUUUUCAAGCAUUUUCCCAAGGAACUUAAUAUGCACCAGCUGAAGAAUUGGAAUUUUAGCUUUAAGUAACUUGAAGCAGCUAAAUGGGCAACAAAUUCCUGGCAGUUUAAUAAGAAAUUACAAUUCCAUAUUUUUCUAAUUUAAGAGAUGAUGGCCUGAUUUUCCUCUGAGCAGUAAGGAGCUGUCACUAUUAGAAAAUAUUUUUAUGUGUCAGCCAUUGGUAUUUACCGCUCCCUGUGCACCGGGCAUGAUUUCACCUCCCUGGAGAUGGCAGGAGAGGUUACAAGAAGGGGAGGUAAUGAGGUAAGUGGGUCCUGGAGGGAAACUCAUUCCCUUCUUGCCACCUCAGCAAUUAAGUGGUCAUGGGUAGUUUUAUAUUUUAUUAUCAGCCUGUUCAGAGAUGUUAUUACUCACCGCUGAAGCAGUGGGGCACAUGAACCUGGGCCUCCUGUCACAGAGCUAGGGGCACUAACACUGCCACAAGAUACCCCUUGCUAGCAAUUAAGUCUGUAUAGUUGUCAAUUACUGGCCACAUAAGGGCCUCAGUUUGCUGAUCAUCUGCCUGCCUGGUGGGUGAGCAAAGUGUCUAGUUUUCAGAGUGAGAAGCCUUGGUGACUUACCUGCCGAGAUGGGAGGGAGGGGUUCUCUCAAACUGAUCCAGUCUAGAGGCAGUUGGAGAUAUAGAUGGAUGGCAAAAACUGGACCCCACUUCCCAUGACUCAUACAAAAAUACUUCUCAUCGCUGGACGCCCAAUGCUUAAGCCUGGACAAGAGUCACAGAGUCUAACGUGGACAUUCAGACCCAGAAACUGCUGGACUCUGAUUGGCUGGCAGCUUAUGGUGCUAUCUUGAAGCAUGUGAUAGGGUGAGAUACCAUCACUCACCAGUCUGCUCAUAAUGAGCUAAUUGUGUUGCAGUUAGGUGAGUUAUCUUGACAUGUUGGUUGCCACUUAAAAUGCACACUCCAACACUUGAAAUAAAGUGGAAAAAUCCUUCCUUAAGUUUAA
Molecule: messenger RNA, 2409 nt
Organism: Rhincodon typus (whale shark)
Lineage: Eukaryota; Metazoa; Chordata; Chondrichthyes; Orectolobiformes; Rhincodontidae
Product: kynurenine 3-monooxygenase
Exons: 15
Coding region: 62-1471 (469 amino acids)
Biological process (GO): NAD+ metabolic process; L-tryptophan catabolic process; quinolinate biosynthetic process
Cellular component (GO): mitochondrial outer membrane
Molecular function (GO): NAD(P)H oxidase H2O2-forming activity; FAD binding; kynurenine 3-monooxygenase activity
Source: RefSeq, a predicted model, not a curated record